GAUGGAGAGUACUCUGACGAGUACUUGCGGAUUGGUCUGGAGGCUUCGUGCUCGCGGGGUCCGGGACACCACGUCUGCGACUUUAGCCUGGUUCUUCUGGCUAAUCGCCAAGCGGCCUGAUAUUAAGAAGAAGAUCGAGGCGGAGAUAGCGAAGGUGAAGAAGGGCAAGUGGCUGAGUCUUGAUGAGGUGAGGGAGAUGGGUUACAUGCACGCGGUGCUGUCGGAGACGCUGAGGCUGUAUCCGGCGAUACCGCUCGAAGGGCGCACGUGCGCGGAGGACGACACGCUGCCGAACGGGAUGAAGGUGAGGAAGGGGGAGUGGCUUAUGUACAACUCGUAUGCGAUGGGGAGGAUGGAGGAGAUUUGGGGGAGUGAUUGGAAGGAGUUCAGGCCGGAGAGGUGGAUGAAUGGUACUAACGGAGAGUUCCAGCAAAAGAGCCCGUUCGAGUACCCGGUGUUCAACGCAGGGCCAAGGACAUGCCUGGGGAAGGAGAUGGCGUAUAUCCAGAUGAAGGUGGUGGCCGCGGGCAUGCUAGAGAGGUUUGAGAUCAACUUGAUGGAUGAAGAGGAGGAGAAAUUGCCGGAGAUGUCAAUUAUUAUGAAGAUGAAGGGAGGACUCAACGUGAUCGUGAGGGAGAAGAAGUACGUGGCUGCAAAUUGAGUUUUAUUUGAUCUAUAUGUCGACGUACGUGCGUGUUGAUCGAGUGAAGAUUUUAAGCUGUUUGGCGUAUCAUUAGUGCAUUAAUGAACGUAAACUAUCUAUGAAGGUCAGGCUUCGUCAGUUGCCAUGAUCUGGGUGGUUUUCUUUUUUUAGUGGUGCGUGGUAGUAUUUUCUGAAGUAUAAACGCAGGAGUUACGUAUAAUUUGCUUGUGUUGCCAGUUGCCUUAGAUCGGUUUGAAUAGCGGGAUAUGAAAAUUGAGUUUC
Molecule: messenger RNA, 925 nt
Organism: Asparagus officinalis (garden asparagus)
Lineage: Eukaryota; Viridiplantae; Streptophyta; Magnoliopsida; Asparagales; Asparagaceae
Product: cytochrome P450-like
Exons: 2
Coding region: 2-661 (219 amino acids)
Molecular function (GO): monooxygenase activity; iron ion binding; heme binding
Source: RefSeq, a predicted model, not a curated record